GAGUCUUGCAAUUUUUUCACAACAUCUUUAUUUUGGUAUUAACAUUUAAUUUGCACAGUUGGUGUUAAAAUGUUUGGAUAUUAAUGUAAGUCUUAGAAAUGCCAGGUUCAGGCUGGAUUCUUCCGGUCAAAGCAAAGUACGGUGUUGUUGUGUACAGUUAUUACACCAAAUCUGAAAACCACCUCAAUCUAUCAGUGGGAGAUGUAGUUCACAUAAUUGAAGAAUAUGAAGGAACAUGGUAUAGAGGUUUUGUUAUUGGAAACAAAAGUAAAAAGGGAGUGUUUCCUUCCAACUAUGUUCAUCUUAAGGAAGCAGUGGUUGAGAGAAGGGGGCGAACUGAAAACAUCAUUCCAACUGAACUUCCUAUUGUACAAGAAGUUACCAAUGUACUAAGGGAGUGGGGAACCAUAUGGAAGAAUAUGUACAAGGCACAAGACAACCUCGAUGUUUUCAAGCACGUUCGAACAAUGAUGAGGGAGAUAAUUGAAAAGAGGAAGAGAGUUUUAUCCGGAACUCUUCCCGCUGAUGAGAUGACAAAGAUCUGUCAUCAACUUGCUGAUCUUGUGGAUGUUGGAAAUCGUCUUCUUAAACUUGAUCUUAGUGUCCGUAAUGAAAAGACGUAUCAACUUGCUGACAUUCGGGAUUUGAGUUCACUUGAAGUGUUCAGAAUGCAUGAAGUUGCUUCUACAAAAGUUGAUAAAAAGAUUCAGGAGAAAAAGAUAGAUAGACACGAUAAAACAAAAGUGAUGGAGACCAUACAAGAAGCAAGGAAAUCUCAUGUUUACAGCUUGUAUGUUGCUGUAAAAAACUUUGUUUGUCGGAUUGGUGAAGAAGCUGACGUCUUCAUGUCUUUAUAUGAUGGAGGGGAGAAUGUUUUCAUCAGCGAGAACUACUAUGUGAGAUGGGGUAGUCAAGGUUUACCAAAGAACAUUGAUAUGUUAAAUAAUUUGAAAGCAAUAUUUACAGACCUUGGAAGUAAGGAUCUUCUUCGAGAAAAAAUAUUCCUUGUGUGUAAGAUUAUAAGGAUAGGGCGAAUGGAAUUAAAGGAAGCCGAUCACAAGAAGAGAGCAUCAGGUCUACGACGAGCAUUUGGGGUUGCUGUUAUGGAUAUAACUUCCAUUAUGAAGGGAACACAGGACAGCGAUGAAGACAAACAACUGUUCAUUCCGUUCAUGCAAGUUUCGGGAGAAAAUGAGAAUUUGCAACAAGUUAUAACAAGAGCAAUAAGUAGUAGGGAGAUCAACCACAAAGGGCAAGGUUUGUGGGUUUCACUGAAGAUGUUGCACGGAGAUUUGAAGACGAUCCGACACGACUUCCAACAUCUUGUUGAUCGUUCCACUGCAGAAGUUCGGAAGAUGGGAUUUCCUGAGAUUAUAAUGCCCGGUGAUGUCAGGAAUGAUCUCUAUGUUACUAUUGUCCAGGGUGAAUUUGAAAAAGGGAUAAAAAGUUCGCAGAAGAAUGUUGAAGUUACAAUGUGUGUGUGUAAUGAUGAAGGACAUGUUAUCCCUAUGGUGGUUAGCAUGGGUUCGGGUGAGAACUCUGAAAGUCAAUAUCGAUCUCAUAUUUAUUAUCAGAAUAAAUCACCAAAAUGGAUGGAGACAGUGAAGGUUGUAAUCCCGAUUGAGGAUUUCUAUAGCGCUCAUCUGCGUUUCACAUAUCGUCAUCGAUCAACAUUUGAGAACAAAGACAAAGCUGAGAAAGAUUUUGGAUUGUCGUACGUUCGUUUGAUGAAGAGUGAAGGAACUACAUUACAAGAUGGGGUUCAUAACCUGCUUGUGUAUAAGGUUGAAUCACGUAGAUUGGAACCAAACGAUGCAAAAAAAUAUCUUUCUCUUCCUCCUUCAAGAUCAGACUUAGAUAGUUAUAAAUCUAAACCUGGUGCAUCACCUAGUGGUCAGAGCAGGUUGUUUAACUCUCGUGUGGAAGGAUUCACGUUAAGUCGAGAUACUUUCCAAAUAUCCACGCUUGUGUGUUCCACGAAACUAACACAGAAUGUUGAUUUGCUUGGUUUGUUGAAAUGGCAAUCACAGAAGAAGAAUUUGAAAAAGAAUUUGCAAUCGUUGAUGAAAGUUGAUGGGGAGGAAGUUGUAAAGUUUCUUCAAGAUACGUUGGAUGCUUUGUUCAAUAUUAUGAUGGAACAUCUUGAUAAUGGAUCUUAUGAUGCAUUAGUGUUUGAUGCAUUGAUCUACAUCAUUGCGCUCAUAGCAGAGAAGAAGUUCUAUCACUUCCAUGCAGUGUUGGAUAGUUAUAUACUUGAACAUUUCAGUGCCACACUUGCUUAUGAAAAACUGACCAAGGUUCUUGUCAUGUACCUUGAUAAAGCACAACAGGAGAAUUACAGAGAACCACUGAUGAAGGCACUUAAGGCUUUGGAAUAUAUAUUCAAGUUCAUUGUUAGAUCAAGGAUAUUGUUUCAACAGUUUGAUGAUAAAGAUAAGAAACAAUUUGAAAAAGGAAUACGUAAUGUGUUCGAAGCAAUCAACAGAUUGAUGAAAAUAACUGACAAACCAACUAUUGCUCUUCAGGCAACAGCUAUGAAGUAUCUCACAUCUGUUAUCAAAGAUAUCAUCACUGUGUUUGAUCCUAAAGAACUCAGUUUACUUUUGAAGACAUUCGUAUCCAAUGUUCCAGCUGAGCGACUCACAAAGCAGAAAGUUCAAUGCAUGCUCGACAUCGUGCAUAGUGACAUAUUUAAAAUGCAAGAUUGCCGAAUCAUCCUCUUAAAAAUGAUGACUCAUCAUCUGAAACAACUUAUGGAAAAGGAAGAAGAAUUAGACACUUGUGGAAAGUUGCUUGCUGAUAUUUUAACUUUGUUACGAUCCAAUAAUGUUGGAUCAACAAAAGGAGAUAUUCAAGAAGUGACUAACAUGUUGUUACGAACGGUUAUACGGGUCGUUAUUAAACUUGAUCGACACACGCAGCAAGCUGGAAAUUUUGUUGCUUGUUUGAUAUCAAUGUUGAGACAAAUGGAGGAAUAUCAUUACGAUGCUUAUCUCUCUUCAUUUCCAACUAAAACUGAUCUAAUGGAUUUCUUGAUGGAAAUUUUCAGCAUGUUUCAAGACUUGAUAAGCAACAAUGUUUAUCGAUUAGAUUGGGUGACCAUGCUCUCUUUACAAAACUCAACAUUUAUGAGAGCAAUUAAGUUUUUUACCAAAACGUUGAACAAAUGUUUUCUUGAUGCUGAAUCUUUCCAAUUCCAGUUAUGGAACAACUUCUUCCACCUUGCUGUUGCAUUCCUAACUCAAGAAUCUCUUCAAAUGGAAAACUUCACUCAUAACAAACGACAAAGUUUAAAAAAGAAAUAUGGUGAUCUUCGUUGUGAGAUGGGAUACGAGAUACGUGUCAUGUGGUUCAACUUGGGUCCACAUAAGAUCAAGUUUAUCCCUGGAAUGGUCGGACCCAUGUUGGAAAUGACUUUGAUACCUGAACCUGACCUUAGGCGAGCCACCAUCCCAAUCUUCUUUGAUAUGAUGCAAUGUGAACUACAUAGCACUGGCAACUUUAAAUCAUUUGAAAGUGAGAUGAUCACUAAACUUGAUGUGUUGGUUGAAGGGGGGAACGGAGAUCAAGAAUAUCGUGAUAUAUUUCAUGAAAUAAUGUCUGAAUGGUGUGGCAAACAUCAAUAUCUUCGAACAUCUGGCAUCGAUUUCGUGAAUUUGAUCAAGACCUUGUUGGGACGUUUGCUUGAUUAUCGAGAUAUUAUCAGGGAAGAAAAUCGAGAUAAUAGGAUGAGUUGUACAGUUAAUUUACUUAACUUUUACAAAGAUAUCAACCGCUUAGAGAUGUAUGCUCGAUAUUUAUUCAAACUACAUGAUCUACAUACUGAAUGUGAUAAUUACACUGAAGCUGGGUUCACUUUGUUACAACAUGCAAGGUUACUUUCUUGGUCAGAUGAAGUUCUUGAAACACCAAACCAGCGUUACAGGGAUUGCAGCACACACAGGGAGUUGAAGGAAGCCAUUUAUUACAACACCAUUGAUUUGUUUAAACGCGGGAAGAUGUGGGAAGAAGGAAUCAAACUUUGUAAAGAACUUGCUGUUCAACAUGAAGUUGAAACAUUCCGAUAUCAACAACUAUCAGAGAUACUCCUCACCACCUGAUGAUGUCAUCAAAAACUCAAACAAGAUGUAUGUCCAGAUAUUUACAGUGGCUCCAAUCAUGGAAAUUCCCAGUCAUUUUAAAGGGAAAACUGUAGAUGAUCAAAUUUUAAGUUUCUACAAAGUAAACGAACUACAGAGGUUCCAAUAUUCCAAGCCAUUCAGGAAAGGUCCCAAGGAUAAAGACAACGAGUUCGCGAGUAUGUGGAUUGAAAGAUACACAUACACAACGAGGUACAAACUACCUGGGAUACUGAGGUGGUUUGAAAUUGAAGACACAUCGAAGAGAGAAAUCAGCCCGCUUGAAAAUGCAAUGGAUGCGAUGGAAACUGCCAAUGAAGAAAUUCGACAAAUGAUUUUAAAAUAUUACAAGAACCCCGAGUUCCCCAUUAACCCACUCUCCAUGAAGUUAAACGGGGUAGUUGACCCAAGGGUGAUGGGGGGAUUCACCAACUAUGAGAAGGCAUUUUUCACGGAAACUUACAUGAAAGAAAACUCAGAUGAUUUAGAAAAAGUCUCAAGAUUAAAAGACCUCAUUGCGCUACAGGUUCCCCUCCUUGCUGAAGGAGUUCGCUUGCAUGGCGAACUUGCCCCCUCACAACUCCAACCUUUCCAUCAAAACAUGGAAUCUUCAUUUCAAGAACUCAAAACUUAUGUUGAGAAACAAUAUGGAAAAAGGCCCGUGUUUGAGUUGGGUCGACCCGUGCGUCGUGUUUCUCCUCAAAGAAAUGUGAUGUCUAUGAAACAACCACGACCGGAGUCGAUUCUAUCAAUGCAAUCCAACACAUCUGAUCAUUACCAUCUCACAGAUGGCACCCCACCAGAAGUGCCAGCGAAACGUCCAACGUCACGCUUGAGUAACGUCAUUUCCCGAAGCACCUCUCUAGCGGCACCCGCUGAUAAGCCUGGGAAGCGAGGAAGCCGAACAUCCGAAUUCUUCGUCAACAACUUUGGAUCAACAAACUCCCUUGAUAAAAGUGUUUCCUCCAUUUCGUCCACGGGGAGUGGAAGUGGAGUGGUUGAACUACGGGAAGAGUUGACACCACAGAGACCAAGAAGACCCAAAAGUCAAGUUGGUAUACCCGGGGUGUUGGGAAGCAAACCAGUAUCCGGACACAAGAGUCCUCCUCCUCUUCCAGUGAAACAUCAAACGGAUCAACAUCACGAGGAAAAAUCAUCUCCUGUCACGAGGAAGCCUCCCCCACCCCUCCCGGUAAAACAACACGAUUCUAGCGAGAAAACCAAUUUAUUACCACCCAAGAAACCUGGUCGUAGUCCAAGGAAUUGAUGUGCAUUCUAUUCACUGUAAACAGUUUUAUUCUUUUUACUCUAGAAAGACCAAGUGGCUUGUAUGAUUUUGUGAUUCUAUAUUGUUUUUUUUCCUCAAAAAUCGUCAUUUUUAUUGAAACCAUAAAAUCUUAACAUGUUUCCACUUGCGAGGAAAAAAUAUUAAAAAAAUAGUAAAAUGGUGUUUUGAAAAAAACAAUCGGAUUUUAUUAAAUUUGGAAUUUAAAUUUUUUUCAUCAUCAGUGGAAACUUUUCAUCUAACUUUAGUGUUCAAUCUUCUGUAGCAUGAAGAGUGUCCGAUAUAAACGAUGACAUUAUUGUUAUACAUGGAACGUACACUAGUGUAUACCAGGGGUUCUUAAACUUGGGGUCCUGUUUCUUUUUGUUAAGGGGGUACGGUUCCAAAAUGGGUACAAGCUAAUAAACCCCUCCAUGAGUAAGUUUGCUUUAUUGAAAAAAAAAUGUAAACUGAAGAUUAUAUUUAUGUCUGUAAGGAUUCAUUUUAAAAAGUUUAAGAACUUCUGGUACAUUAAUGAUACUCUGCACUUAUUAGCAACUAUAUUGUUAGUGGUUACUUUUCACCUGAGUGCUUUAAUUUACAAUCAUUCUACCAAUAUAGAUUUGUGCAAUACUAAUAUGUAUAAUCAGCUCAUACAAUCUACACAGGAAAAGGAACCUUAUGUUUAAUAUGAUUUGUCAACCUAUUCAUGUCUGCCCCAAACUAAUCAUUUAAAUUUUUUUCUAUUUAAACAUUUUUCAGGAAUCACGUCAACUAAAAUUGUUUAGAAUACUACUUUAUUUUUAAAUUUUUUUUUUGCUUUAAAAAAAUUAACAUUUUUUUCUUAAUAUUUUUUAUUUGUGUGGUAAUGCUGCCACAGUUGGCCAACUAACUUCUUUGCUUCCAAUUUAAAUCUCGUCAGCUUGUUUAAAUCAGUGCUUCUCAACCCCUGGAUCACGUUCUCCUAACUGGUUUUGAUUUACUGAGGUCCAGAAAGUUUUUAAUUGUUAAAGUUAAGUUAAUUUAUUGUAUGCUUACAAAAAGUUAUAACUUAGACAAUUGCCAGACCAAAACUUCGCCAUUAAAUUUAUGCUUAAUAAUUUGCUCAUGCCACUAAACGUUGAAGAAGCACUGGUUUAAAUUUUGGUUUUCCUCGUUUUUGAUAAAAUGUCAGGAUAUUUUUUGUAUUUUUGCCUCCAGACCAAAGAAUGUAUUCUAGAAAUUAAUUUUGUAAUUCCACUCUGGUAAGGAAGGUGGCUUAUUGCUUCAUAUUAAGUUUCCUAUGAAAUACUUAAGCUGUAUUUGAUGAUCAAAAACCAAUUAAAAUUUAUCUUCGAA
Molecule: messenger RNA, 6720 nt
Organism: Ciona intestinalis (vase tunicate)
Lineage: Eukaryota; Metazoa; Chordata; Ascidiacea; Phlebobranchia; Cionidae
Source: RefSeq, a predicted model, not a curated record